Molecule: messenger RNA, 341 nt
Organism: Strongyloides ratti
Lineage: Eukaryota; Metazoa; Nematoda; Chromadorea; Rhabditida; Strongyloididae
Product: Astacin-like metalloendopeptidase
Exons: 1
Biological process (GO): proteolysis
Molecular function (GO): metalloendopeptidase activity
Source: RefSeq, a predicted model, not a curated record
GUAAUGUAGGAAAAAAAUUUAGAAAGAAAUGGCAAAAUAUAAGUUUAGGAAAGGGUUGUGAUCAUUCAGGACAAAAUCGACAUGAAAAAUUACAUACAAUAGGUUUUUAUCAUGAGCAUAGUAAUAUAGAUAGAGAUAAAUAUCUUAAAAUUUUUUAUCAAAAUAUUAUUCCUUCUCGUAAACAAAGUUUUGAUAUUGUAUCAAAAAAAGAUUCAAAUACUUUUGGUGUUCCAUAUGAUUAUGGAUCUGUGAUGCAUUAUGGCUUAUAUUAUUUUACAAAAAAUAGAGGGAAAACUAUGAAACCAUUUGUCUCAUUGUAUAAUAUGGCACCAGGAUCAUAA